Molecule: messenger RNA, 1311 nt
Organism: Python bivittatus (Burmese python)
Lineage: Eukaryota; Metazoa; Chordata; Lepidosauria; Squamata; Pythonidae
Source: RefSeq, a predicted model, not a curated record
CAGAUGCUCUUAUUUUAGCAAUGCUGUUCACCAAAUACCUUGUUCUGUUCUCCAUCGUAUACAAAGCCCAGAACUAUCAGUUACUAUUUGUGGAUGUUGGGGGAAACGCAACAUUUGUGUGCAAUUUUUCAAAAAACAUUACCAACAACGUACAUAACCUUCUUUGGUAUAAAAGAAGACAGAAUGAGCUAUUACUUUUAACUAAUGAUUGUAAGAUUGGUGGAACUGACAGGAAGUUUAACUGCAAGACUGAAGCACAAAAAUUGAUGCUAGAAAUCUUCGACACGAAAGUGGAGGACUCUGGCUUAUAUCUGUGUGCGGACAGAACCCAAAAUUACUUUUCCUUAAACUUUGCCAAAGCACUCUAUUUGAUUGUGGGAGACAGUUAUACCUCAAGCAGCUGGAUGAUGAUUUUAGAACCUCCUGCACAAAAUCCACCUUUCCAGGCAAUGCAGAGUGGCAGCCAGCUGGCUUGUGUGGUCCAUGGAGUUUCCAACUGGGUCGAGAUAUCCUGGGAUACCUCUCAAGUUCUCCAAGACAGACAGACUCAUUUAAUGAAAAACCACAGUGGCUCCUUAACAUUUGUCAGCGUCCUUUAUAUCCCUGAGAACUUUUCUAUCAUUGGGGAGAAAUUCAUCUGCCAAGUCAAAUUCAAUUCAUCUGGCACCCCCAUGAAUCUGAGCACCACAUUGUAUGCAGAAACAAGGACUUCGCAGAGAAAUGAUUGUCAACAUUAUGCAAUACCUUUGGCUGUCAUAGGAAUGCUGGCAUUUCUGCUGCUUAUCCUGACCUGGCUUGGGAUUCGAUGCUGUCCUUCUAGGCUUGGAUACCAACCCAAGGACUCAAUGCCACCAGCUUUAGAGACAUCACAGGAGGACAUUUGCUACUCUCAGCUGGUGUUUCUUUCAAAUAAUGAGGAUGGGAAGAAGAGACAAACAUCUUGAUAGGCGAAUGCAAAGAUCUGAGCAGCCUGUCAAAACCGAUAAGCAGAAACCUGGAUGGACAACAUAAUUUUGCCUUUGGAGGCUGGAAUUAGAAGCCCAGAUCUGGGAUUUUGACAGAAUGUGGCGCUAGGCCUUGAUUUUUCCCUUCUACAAUGUAAAUAAUUCCCUACUUCGUCCAACUGUCAUGUAACGGAAAAUGAGUAUAAAUAUAGUUUUGUAAUAAAGGAAUACUUCAACAUAAGCCACUAGUUUUCUCACCCCCCCCUUUUUUUGGCAAAUGGAGAAGAGUUCUGUAAAUUAUCUGAUGAAAAGGCCUUGAGAAAUUGAAAGCUUGCACUUGUUUGUGAUUUUGAGGUAACUUAAUAAA